GCUUCCAUCUCACAGAAAUUACCCAGUAGCCGUUGACGGCUCUUUAGGUGACGGAUCGAGUCCAGUGUUACAGUUUUAUUUUCCCCCCCUUUUCAUUUAUUUUGGAAAAAAAAGAAAAGGAGUGCAAGUAAGCCGAAUAAUUCCUUUCCCGAUCUAUAACGUCACUCAUUCCUAAAUUAGUGCGAUCUAGCUACUGCAAAGCGUGUGUUUGACCAUGCAGGAGGAUAACGUUGCUUAGCUAGCAGCCUGGGUCACUUGCUAGAAAGCUACGCGAUAGCAUAGCUAACCUCAUUCUGCGAUACAACCUCGAGACAAGUCGGGACAAGACCAGUCUCAGGGCUCACCAUACUCAAUGAGCGGACAGCGCAAUGUCAGAGCGCUCUGGGCAAACUGCAAAGGGGAAGGAAGGCAAAACCAAGUAUGCGUCUCUCAACCUGUUUGAUACAUACAAAGGAAAGAGCCUUGAAACACAAAAGCCUGUUGUUCCCCCCCGCCAUGGCCUACAGUCUCUUGGUAAAGUUGCCUCCGCACGGCGUAUGCCACCCCCUGCCAACCUGCCCAGUCUGAAGGCGGAAAACAAAGGCAACGAUCCCAACGUCUCGCUCGUUCCCAAAGACGGCACAGGAUGGGCAAGCAAGCAGGAACAAGCAGACCCAAAGAGUACCGAUGCAUUGUCAGCACCGCAGCCGGAAUCGCAGCAGCCUGUGGCUUCACCGACACCUGCACCGACCCGCCCGAGAACCCCGCCAGCUUCAGAGCAGACUCUGGCCCCAGCUUCAACCCAGGCCGUAGGGGCAAGGUCCUGGGCACAGGCCAGUGUUACACAUGGAACACAAGGGGAUGGUGGAAAGGGAUCAAACCAACCGUCGCCAUUCUCUCGCGAGGAAUUUCCCACCCUGCAGGCGGCUGGCGACCAGGACAAAGCUGGCAAAGAACAGGGCACUGCAGAUCAGUGGUAUGGGCCCGGACCAAGCCUCCGCCCCCAGAACGUCACAAGUUGGCGGGACGGUGGGGGCCGAGCCCUGGCGCCCACCCUGUCUGGGGAGGGGGCAGUGGAGGGUGGCACUGGCGGGGCUCUGGUGAUGGAUGGGGCAGCUGGGGUCCCCCCUCUGAAUUCUCAGUCCCAUGGGCCACCUAGGAACCCUCCCGCAGGCAGCCCCGCCUUGCCCCUGCCCCAGCCCCCCGUGGGGCCUGGGUUUCCUCAGUACCGAGGGAUCAUGCCUCCCUUCAUGUAUCCUCCCUACCUGCCAUUCCCAGGCCCAUAUGGCCCCCAGGGGCCCUACAGGUACCCAGCACCUGGGGAAGGACCCCCUCCAAGGUUCUCUCGCGGGCAGGGUGGUCCUGACAACAGGCCUCAGGGCGGCCCACGUGACACAGGUGGAGAGGUGGUGAAGCGACCCUCUAUCCUAAAGCAGGAUGACCUGAAGGAGCUGGACGAGUUGGACCAUGCUGAUGAUGAGGGCUGGGCAGGGGCUCAUGAGGAGAUUGAUUACUCCGCCAAGUUGAAGUUCAGUGAUGAUGAAGGAGAAGAAGAGGGGGAAGAGGAGAGAACCGAGAGCAACAGUGACUCACGUGAGCAGCAGAGGUCCCAGGAUGCUCCCACUGCAACCUCUCGCACUCGAGCCUCGGACAGCGGUGGAGACAACCGCCACACACCUCCAUCUAAUGCUGACAAUGGCCCCCAGCCCCCCUCCAGCAAGCCAGGAUGGGCCGAGGAGGGAGGCAGUAGCUGGGGGGGGCAGGGAGCACCAUCCAACUACCAGGGGCGCAGGCCUGGAUUGGGUGGUCCCCGAGAGCAGCCCUCUCCCCCACCUGGGCCGCUCCUCGGACAAGGGCCUUACUCCUUUUACCGACAGGAUCGGCCCCACAACCAGAGCUCCCCUGUAGGCCCCGGGAAACCUUGUCCCACCCAGCAUCAGCCAGCAGCAGGAGGUCCUACUCCUCCUCCCCAGCCAGGCCUGCUGGUCCAUGGCACCCAGGGGGAUGAUGAGGAUGAGACUUGGCGUCAGCGCAGGAAGCAGUCCUCCACUGAGAUCUCGGCUGCAGUUGAGCGAGCCCGACGCCGUCGCGAGGAGGAGGAACGUCGGAUGGAGGAGGAGAGACGCGCAGCCUGCGCAGAGAAGCUAAAGAGGCUGGAUGAGAAACAACAACAGCAGCAGGUCAGCAACAUAGGAGGUGGAGGCAGCAGCAGUAAAACUCCCAGCCUUGAUGGAAAUUCUACCGCUGCCACAGCAGGCAGCCCUAGUCCAUCUGUUGCAGCCUCCUCCCCCAACAUCAGCCAGCCCCCAUCCCCCUGUGUGGACCCUGAAGAGCCUCCAGUACUGACUGUGCAGCCAGGGACAAGUCCUGGAGUGAGUGACCGACAGCGAGCCAGCAGCAACAGCAGCUAUGAAUCCAGUGCAGAUGCCCAGCCAAGUCCUCAGCCAGCUGUGUCACAGCCACAGCAGCCCACGCUGGAAGUCCCUUUACCAGGAGAAGUCAAGGAAGAGACCAUGGGCACUCCUCACAUUCGUGCAGGAAGUGGAGGUGAAAGAGGAGCUGACCCUGUGAAGAUUGAAAAUAUUGGAGGGGUAGCAGGUCGUCAAACUGGAGGUCCUCCAGGCCAGGGUUACUCAAAGUACCAGAAGUCUCUUCCACCUCGAUUUCAGAGGCAGCAGCAGGAGCAGCUCUUGAAGCAGCAGCAGCAGUGGCAGCAGCAGCAACAACAACAGCAGCACAGCCAGGCAUCUCAAAGCCAGCUGUCGCCCCAGCCCCAGGCUCCACAGGGUCCUUCACCAGGUUCAGCACCCCAAUCAGGGCCUGGACCCAAGCAAGGUGGACCUCUGUACCAGCCCAGCAAUAUGGUUCGGCCCCCGCCCCUGCCAAUGAAUUUUGACCCUCGUUGGAUGAUGAUGCCUUACAUGGACCCUCGCAUGAUGCAGGGCCGCCCACCUCCAAUGGACUACUAUUCAACUGGCAUGCAUCCAUCAGGGCUUAUUGGGCGUGAGCGAUCUGAUUCAGGAGGAUCUGGUUCAGACCCCUUUGACAGGCAGCAACAGCAUGCAGGGCAUCCUCACCGUGGGACCCCCCCUAUGGAUCCUAAGCUGGCCUGGGGGCCGGAGGUCUUUCCGGGUGGAGGCGAAGGCCGUGGGUUGGCAUCCCCCCUCAGGCAGAAACAGGCUUUGGAGGAUGAUGAUGGUGCCAAAGGACCCAGGAGUGACACUCCUCCACACCGCAUGCGAGAGGGUGGAUUGGGACCCAUUCAGCAACCAAGCUCCAACUCUGGGACAUCCAAUCAGACUCCACCUCCAGUUGGCACUCAAGUUGGGGCCCAAGGAAGCAGCCACCACCCUCAUCACUACAUGAGUGGUCGGGGCAACUACAGUAAUUUCCCUGACCAGGGUGGCAGGAUGCUUUCCCACCAACAGCAGCAGAGGGCAGGCGAGAGGGGAAACCAGCCACAUGGCUUUGCCCACCAGGAUGAAGGGCAUCCCAGAGGAUCUCAGCAGGGCCAGAUAUGGGGAGCCCCACAUCCUCACUAUGAUCGCAAUGGUCGAGCCGAACUCCCAGUUGAGAGCAACUCUCAUCUCCACCACCAUCAUGGCCACCAUCCUCAGCAGACUCACUUCCCUCUCCACCCCCAUAAGCCAGAGAACAGCCGUGACAGGGUUGUUGAAGCCUCUGCUAAGAAGACAGAUUCUUCUGCAAUCCACCAACCUUCCCUCUCAUCUUCUUGCUCUUCCUCCUCCUCCUCCUCUGCAAGGGAGGACGGCAAUGUCAAAGUUGCCCAGCAUCAUCACCCAUCCCAGAGAGAAAGUGAGGCUGGUAUCGGGCACAGUCUUGUUGAAAGAGGCAACAGUGGCAGCGCCGGCAGUAGCAGCCAUGUGAAACAGGAGAAAACAGGGCCAGCAUAUGCUCCACAUUCAUCUGUGACAGCAAGCCCUCCUCCCUCUCAACAUGGCAGUCACACUCAGCCUCAGCAGCAGCAUCCCCAUCCAAAAUCAAACCAAAGAGGGGGACGGGAGCACAAGACAGAGACCCAGUGGGGCCCACGGCCUGGCAGCAGCAACACAGGUGGGGGGUCCUCACAUGGUCGGAGGAACAAUGCAGGAGGUGGGAACAACCCCCGUGGAGGGGAGGAUUCCUCCAACACUGCAUCGGACCACAAACCCUCCAACCAGACAGGAGGCAGCAAUGCCAAUAAGAGAGCUGGCCCCAUUAAGAAGCCAGUGCUGAAGGAGAUGAAGAGAGAUGGAGGGGAAGCUGAUGGAGAAAAAACAAGUGCAGGCUUUGGGAAAGAUAAAGAGCAAGAGGGUGGCCAACCCACCUCCAUGAAGCAGGAAGCAUCCUCCACCUCCCAGAACACAUCAGCUCCAAAUAAAGAUGAGUCAGCACAGUCAGCCAAACCAAGGAAUGGAGGAAAGGAACGAUCCUCAGGAGGAGGUGGAGGAGGGUCAGGGAGAGGGCCCAAAGAUGUAGACACCACUUCUUCAGGAUUUUCAGGGUCCUCCACAAGGCGGGACAGGGACCGCUCCUUUGAGAGAGGGGGCAGCGCCUCCCGCCAUCAUGGAGUCCCUGCCAAAGGUGGCAGAGCCAGUCGUGGACGAGGGGGAGAGUUCUUUGGGCGUGGCCGUGGUUUCCGUGGUACCUACACGGCCACAGCCACUGCCGGUCCCACUGGUGGCAGUCGGGGCAGAAUGGGUGGCAGGAGUGGCAGAGACUACCGCUCGUCUGUUGCAAGUGGCCACCACCAUGAGUCUAAAGGUGAAGGCGGCAGUGGCAGGCAUGGUCAGGAUCGCUCCCAACAUAACCCAGCCAGGGCCAGGAACCGUAGUGAAACCCGCAGUGAAGGUUCAGAGUAUGAGGAGAUCCCCAAGAGGAGGAGGGAGAGGGGUUCAGAGACUGGCAGUGAGAGUGGUGCAAGUGACCUUGGUCACUCCGACAAGGAUGACAACCAGAAACCCAACACCAAGAAUGGCUCUGAUCACGCCAACACCACUGGCACAGGUUCCAUAUCAUCUGCACCACCCAGAGGAUCCCAGGCCCGGGUCUUCACCCCCAGGGGUGUGCCCUCUAGGAGGGGCAGGGGUGGAGGAAGUGGAGGAGGAAACAUGUACAGAGGCAGUGGCAAUGUUGGAGGACCACCUGGAGGACAUCGAGUUGGACCCAGCUCUGCCUCUCACAGUGGUUCCGCCAAGUCAUCCGCCUCAGGCCGAAAACAACAAGGCCCGCCACAAACCUCUGGGCCCAAAGACUUGGGCAGGGGUGGAAAUGGAGGGGAGAAGAAAGACAAGAUGGCUGAUGCAAGUCAAGCCCAAAGUCAGGGGUCAAAUCCCCCUCAGCCGUCUUUGCCCGCUGCAGCUCCUGCCACACAUGGUUCCACUGAAAAUGGAGGGGUUGUGACCCAGCAAGCUUCAGCCAACCCUACAUCAAACUCUGGAGGGCCAAAUGCGGUCCCUCUUCCUUCUAACCGUGGGUUCCCUCCUAGUGGUUUUGAGCGACCACCUAGACGUCGCCGCCAUGGGCGUUCCCAGCAUCAGCAGGAUAAGCCGCCCCGCUUCCGGAGGCUGAAGGAGCGAGAGAAUGCUGCACGUAUCAACGGAGGAGUGGGGGUCAUCGGAGGAGGAAGGCCCUCCUCUCCGUCCCUGAAUUCAGUUCAGGACAGUAAUGGAGCCCCUAUCUCUGCUCCUGUGACUGGCAGUGCUCAAAAUGCUAACCACAACACCACAGUGACAACCAACAAUAACAGUGGUGGCGGGCAUCUUGGCAAUGCAAACAGCCACCACCAUCACCACUACAACCAGGGCAACGCUGGGCAGGCACACCCCCAGCACCACCACAGCCAUGGAGCAAAGUCCCCUGACUUCACCAACCAGAACUCAGACCAGGCCAACGAGGAGUGGGAGACCGCCUCUGAGAGCAGCGACUUCACAGAGUUCAGAGACAGGGAGGGAGGAGGAGGAGGAGGGAAGUCAUAUUCUUCUCACCAUCCCCACCACCUGGGAAGGGGAGGCGGGGGUGGCGGAGGUGGAGGUGUGGUUGAGCGGGAGAUGAUGGGAAAAGAGCCCUCAGCUAAUAAAAGAAGCUUCUCGAGCCAGCGUCCUGGCAUGGAGCGACAGAACCGCAGGGUGAACGCUGGAGGAGCCGGAGGUGGAGGGGGAGGAAGAGGCCCACGAGGCCCGCCUGGUGGAGGUGGAGGUGGGCCCGGUAGCGGAGGCGGCAACCGGGGGGAGAAGCGUGGCAACUGGCCCUCCCCGAAAAAUAGGAAGUGAUUUCCAAACAUUUCAGAUGAACCCCACCCUCAUUCAGACCACCUUCCCACAUCUUAAUCCCGUUUUGAUUUCAUGGCUUAUCUGUUGGCAGCCCUAAACAUAUUAGUGUAUUGUACAGUAAAUUGAAAUGGUAAUCACAGUCACUUAAGCCCCCCACCCACCACCAACACCACCACCACAGUCACCUCUUUCCCUUUGCAUCAAUCUAUCUACCGUCCGUUAUUGUAAAUUUCUCCGUCUGUUCCAUCUUGCUCUCCAUUCAGUUGUGCCCCUCCCCCCUCCUUUUUACCUCCCCUGGAGUAUCUCACCCCAGUUGGAUUUGACAAGCAUGUGGUUCUGCGAUGGAGGUGCACGUGGUUUUGACAGAAGACAUUCACACAGAGCUCCACACACUCACAUAUACAAGCACAAAUAUGACAUCUUUACAAACACAUGGAACACAUGCAGUCGUGUGAGUGCAAAAAUUAAAACGUGGGAUUAAAUUUGGCGAAAAUGUUCAAAUCGGGCUAAUUUUUAUAUUUAUGUACCUGUGUAUAUUUCUACCACACUUUGGCCUUGGGUGGUAUUCAGUAGUGCAGUUCUGCAUUACUUCCCUCACAAAGGGAACGAGUGCAGCUUCAUCUUUUAACGAGAACAAUGUAACAUAAGAUGUUUUGUUUCUUUGUCUUUUUUUUUUUUUUUUUGGUUUUGUGUCAGUUAAGUUUCAGCCUCUGGGAAAUGUGUGUUUUCCUCUACAAAGCAGGUCAUUAAAAUACCUUUUUACUAAAUUACCCACUUCCUCCUUCCGCUGACUUUUUGGUCUCCUGCGAAGUACGCGUCUGGUUACUGUGAUAAGACCCAUUGAAGUACUACUGCUCACCUACACUCACAUUGAUUUGUCUUUAAUAUCAAUGUUUCUGCUGCUUGUUCAGAUAGACGGUGUGAUUUUUAUUUUUCAUUUUUUCCCCCUCAAGUUGUUGACCUGCUUUGGCAUUUCAUUAGCUUUUGGUCGGUCCUUUAUCAUAGUAUCACCCCUUAUCUGCAGAAGUUCUGCACACAGAAUCAAAGUUAUCCCAAUAGUUUUAAGCUCUCAUUCAUGAGUUUUGUUUACCCUCUGAAGACUGUAUCAAUAGCUUGAUGGCUUUAUUUCAACAACCAAUAUUUCCUCAGUGACUUCCAUUUUUAUGGGAUAGAAAUGUAGGUCAUGACGGAAUAAAGAGAAAAAAAAUGUAUGCUUCAAAGGUAAUCGUUCUAGUAAGCACUCCUUGUAGUUAAACAAAAAUCCAUGGUUGCUGUUUUUCUUUUUUUGGGCAAGUUACAUGUGAUGCAACAGGACAGGUACUCUGUCUGGGCCCAGAGUACAGAGCUCAGCUGAGUAUUGUACUAUUACACCCCCCUCCUCCUCCUCACACCAAGAAGGACUACUACCAAGAGCUCCUUGUCCGAGGAAGUAUUUUUGAGUGUGUGUUCAAGGGAUGGCUGUUUUUCAGUAGACGGUGGCAACCAGUAGCUGGCUCUAAUCGAAUUCAGGACAAUGCUGAAAGGGUGUCACACCUUCUUACAGUUCACACGGUUUCCAAGAUUUCACUCGCAACGAAUAAUGCCGGCCUGGAGCGUUGAGGAAAUGUUGGAUUGAUGUAGGAUUUACACUUUGUAUCAUAAGAUAAAAGACAAAUGGCACACGGCUUGAGACGACAUCCAGUGUGAAUUAAAAUCGAUUUCUACAUCUGCAUCAAUUCUGUCACUGCUGUAAGUUGGGGUUUGUUUGUUUACUGACAGUCUGAAGAUCGUCUCUGGGAUGUUGUGAGUAGGGCAUUUUGAUGAUUUGUGUAUGUGUGUGUAUGUGCGUGUGUGUGUGGCAUGUGUGUGUGUUUUCUGGUGUCUGUGUAAUAACUGGGGAAGGGGUGGGGACCAGAGGGUUAACAUGAAUGGCAAGCACUUUCUGCCUUGUUUGCCCACACUUGAUUUAACCAAUAUUAUUAAGACAAUUCUACUGUUUUUUUCUUAAAUACAUCCACAUAUAUACAUUCAGCUGUGUGUAUAUGAAGAACAUGCAGUGGAGAACUUCACCAGUUUUAUUUUUGUGUGUGUAAUUUAAGCAUACAUUCUUCUGCAGGCAAGUGAAGUUGGACAUAUUUUAUUUUCUCACUGACUUCUAAGCAUGAACACACCCGUGGGUGCAGCUCGCCUUGCCUGUUACUGAUUUAUACAUUGAUAGCUGUACACUUAACACUGGCUCAAAGAGUCCUUCAUCCCUCCUUAACUCUUAAUGUUGAUGUGCGCAUUAUUUUAUGUACCCAUGUUAAAAAGAAAACAAAAAGUAGUGUAUUCCAGAUGAAAAAAAAAAUACUCAAAGAUUGUACUAUGUUUUCCAGCAUUACCAAGGUACCUGGAGUGGUUCAAACUGUUUUUAGCAUUUAUGGUUUUAUUAAUGGAACCGUAAUAUACACACAUGUAUGUAUAUUGGUAUGUAUCUAAGUUUUUGUCUACCCCAACUUACAUUCCCACAAACAAAUGUUGCCAUUUUUAGUUCAAGGGAGCAAUGUACAAGCAGAGAAGUGUCUUAUUAUAAUAAAGUUAUACAGAGAAGGCAAAGUUAAAUAAACUACUUUUGAUUUAAUGGAAAAUGUCA
Acanthopagrus latus (yellowfin seabream) is the source of this 8862-nucleotide messenger RNA. It is a transcript of the gene prrc2a, whose product is annotated as proline-rich coiled-coil 2A. Lineage: Eukaryota; Metazoa; Chordata; Actinopteri; Spariformes; Sparidae. The transcript has 17 exons. Gene Ontology annotation, biological process: cell differentiation. The record is from RefSeq and is a predicted model, not a curated record. Bases 369 to 6251 code for a protein of 1960 amino acids.